GUCGAAAUCAAAAAUCUAAUUAGUCAUGACAAAUUCAUUUUGUUCAAUUCUUACCUCGCUACAAAUUUUUUUCUGCACUAAAUAUAUUAUUCUACUGGUAUAGUUAAUUUAUCUGCAUCAAAUUCAUUAUCGUAACUCCACAAUCCAAGAAAGUGUGUGACAGCUCGAUUGGUUCUUGCUGACUCCCCGGCGCCAAGAGCAUAGUUCUAGGUGACCUCCCUGCGCCAACCCUCAAAGAACAGUUUUUGGUGACCUCCGGCGCGGGGACCUAAAUAAUAGUUAUUGGUGACCCGCGACUCCAAUACCUAAAAACAGUUUCUGGUUACCCUUCUUUUUCCCGAAGAAAAGUUUUCCCGAAGAAUUUUCCCGAAGAAAAGUUUCUGGUGAUACCCCGGGGCCUAGACGUUGGCAGCGCGACGCUCCUCCGAUGCGCGCCCUCAUGCGGUGGCUCGGCAUGGGUUGCAGCGGCUCUCGCUCCAAAAAAGACGCUUACUCCAGAGUGGCCCAGUACCAAAAAGAAUCGUGGGCCCUGGAGCGAGCAGUCAGCUGUCCCCCCGAGAUGCUGGACUGGGGCACCCCACCCCCAGGCUGCAUCACCCCCAUCGCCCUGCACAACCUCAUGACCGAUGGAUUUUACGCCCCAUAUGCCGCCAACCCAGCAUACCUCUUGCUCGUUGACUGCCGUUCAGCAAAGCAAUUCACCAGGCGGAGACUAGUCCGUUCCAAAUGGUACGGAACUAUACAAGAAGACCUGCCGCCUUACUAUUCUAUUGUCCUUUAUGAUGAGGUGCCUAGAGCCAAAGCUCCUGAUCCACAGGCAACCGGACCAUUGCCUGAAUUGUAUCACAAACUCAAGCAGUUGCGGUUGAACCCCCAGGUUGUAAUGGGUGGAUGGCAAGCUCUUCAGAUCUCGUGUUUUUACCUCAUGGAACAAGGGGGGGACCAGCUUCUCGGACCCGCCAAACCUCCUCCUUGGUUUCCGGCACUUAUCAUCCCUGGAUUGCUGUAUCUCGGUCACGCGGAAAUGGCAUGUAACGAUCAAGUUUUGCUGGCACUUGGAAUAACGCACGUGGUUGCCAUAGCCGAUCGAGUCCCUCACACUGUUCUCCCUGCCCUAAAUUACUUGGUUGUACCAAUACCUGAAGAAGAUCCUGUAGAUAUGAACCCAGCGAGUGGGGGUACAGAUCUGGUGGCGUCACUUCCAACCCUGCAGGCGUUUGUGAACGAAGCUCGGGAGGUUGGAGGCAGGGUUUUGGCUCACUGCGACCAAGGACUCACUAGAGGGGCUGCUCUGGUUAUGGCUUUUCUCAUGGCAGAAAGAAGAGCGACUCUCGAAGAUGCUUUCUAUUACGUGAGAGCUGCCAGAAGCGCCGUCCACCUUCAUCCUGGCUUGUUGCGACAGCUUCUCGCUUACGAGAGAACACUUUUUGGCACCUGCAUCACAUCUGCCGACGACCUCUUCUGAUCAACAUCAGUUAUACGAUGAACAUAUCGUGUAUUUCAGCCUUAAAUAUUGCACGAUCUGUUUCGACGCCUUUCCUGUAGAAGUUAGGGAACGUUUAUAUUCUUGCUUAGAUGAGAGAUAUGAUUGAUUCUUCCAUUAAGGCCUUCCUCCAGCACAAACCUCAGGUUUCUUUGUAUUUUCCGUGUUUUGAAAUGUAGAGUUGAACUGUAUUUAGUUGUAGCAAUGUAUAUAAGAUUAUCGAAACGAUCUCGAUCGCUUUACUAUUGUUAUAAUUUAGUUUCAUAAAAAUAAUUUAGAACUUUAGCAUAUUCAACGAGGUUAUAAACAUUUAUUAGCUGUUGAUGUAUCGUUUGAAAUAUUUCAUAACUAAGAACUAUCUUAAAAUUUAGUCAGAAACGUGCGAUUAUUUUCAUCCAAAAGUAAAUUUGAAUAGUUAGACAAAUUUAGUAAUGUAUUUGUAAAUUAAUGAGAUGAAAGAACUAAUGGAUCAAAAGUCAAAAUUGAUCAAAUUGAUCGAUGAGUGUACCGAGCAAUGAAUAUUGGAACAGAACUAUCUAUCUGUACAUAGACUACUCGAAACUCGUUGUGUACAACUCAGCAAUAUAACUACAACUAUUCCAAAAAGUUCGGUAAGAAAACUAUUGGUUAUCAUUCAAUCCAUAGCUAGUUCAAUGUUCGUUAGUAGAGUUUGAAUUAUUAUUUAUCAGCCAUUACCAUAAAUGUAAUUUAUUGUACGAUCUGCCUUUAUACUAUAGAAUUCAAAUGGUCAUUCACUGCAGGUUCUUCUGUGACUAACUGAAUGUUGGUAAAAGAAAUUGAUUCUAAUUUUCAUUAAAGUUUGAUGAAGUCUUGGAUGA
This is a messenger RNA of Hyalella azteca, 2322 nucleotides long. Its product is annotated as dual specificity protein phosphatase 2. Gene Ontology annotation, cellular component: cytoplasm. Gene Ontology annotation, biological process: protein dephosphorylation. The record is from RefSeq and is a predicted model, not a curated record. Lineage: Eukaryota; Metazoa; Arthropoda; Malacostraca; Amphipoda; Hyalellidae. The transcript is spliced from 2 exons. The coding region runs from base 428 to 1465 and encodes 345 amino acids. Gene Ontology annotation, molecular function: protein tyrosine/serine/threonine phosphatase activity.